CUAAACAAUUUUUUCAACCACAUGUUUCAUAUAUAGAACUCAUCGGUCUUAUCACUUCUUUUUUUUUCUCUUUAGUAACGUUUUCUGACUGAUACCUUACAAUGGAUAGCCGGUGGAGUCUUCAAGGUAUGACCGCUCUAGUAACCGGUGGAACCAAGGGGAUUGGGUUUGCGAUAGUGGAGGAACUUGCUGGUUUUGGUGCAAGAAUUCACACGUGUGCUAGAGACCAGACUCUGCUUGAUGAAUGCUUAAAUGAAUGGAAAGUGAAAGGGUUUCAAGUCACUGGCUCAGUGUGUGAUGUUUCCUCUCGACCUCAGAGAGAUGAGUUGAUGAAGACUGUCUCUUCUCUGUUCAGUGGCAAACUCAACAUCCUUAUCAACAAUGUUGGUACCAUUAUGUCAAAGCCGGCUACAGAGUUUACAGCACAAGAUUUCUCAGGUCAAGUAGCUACAAAUUUGGAGUCUGCUUAUCAUUUAUCUCAACUGGCCCAUCCUUUACUUAAGGCCUCUGGAUUUGGUAGCAUUGUGUUCUUGUCUUCAGUAUGUGGGGUUGUCUCAGCUGGUCAAGUAUCCAUAUACAGCUUAACAAAAGGAGGCAUGAAUCAACUGGCAAGAAACUUGGCAUGUGAAUGGGCAAGUGAUGGCAUAAGGUCUAACUCAGUAGCUCCUUGGGUGACUAGAACGCCUCUUGCCAAAACACGUCUUGACGACAAGAAAUAUGCUGAAGCUAUCUACUCAAGAACCCCAUUAGGCCGUGCGUGUGAGCCGGGUGAGGUUGCCUCGCUGGUUACGUUUCUUUGUCUCCCUGCAGCUUCUUAUAUAACAGGACAAACCAUUUGUAUUGAUGGAGGUUUCACUGUUAAUGGCUUCUCCUACAAGCCAGAGGUUUAAACCCUAGUAACACUUCCAGAACAACAAUGAUGUAAUAAUGUAUCAAAAGUUUUAGUUAAUCGUAAGGGUGUUUAUCUUAUUUUUACUCCCACGCCAUUUGUUAGCUCGGCUGUACCAUUUGUACGCUUUUACUCUAUGCAUCAGUUUAAGUUCA
Raphanus sativus (radish) is the source of this 1044-nucleotide messenger RNA. Its product is annotated as tropinone reductase homolog At1g07450-like. Lineage: Eukaryota; Viridiplantae; Streptophyta; Magnoliopsida; Brassicales; Brassicaceae. The transcript has 6 exons. Gene Ontology annotation, molecular function: oxidoreductase activity. The record is from RefSeq and is a predicted model, not a curated record. Bases 102 to 890 code for a protein of 262 amino acids.